ACUGACCGCCUCAAGUUAAUACGGUGUUGAUCCGUUUCCGAGUUAAUAAGUCUGCUAUGACCUUAACGUAAGCCCGUGAGAUAACUUGCCUAUAUAAAUAUGUACUUAAAGAUACGAUCUUCAUAUUGCUUUAGCUAUUCAUGCAAAGAUAGUCUGUGUUUUGCGAGAUUACGUGAAAAACGUUAGAUAAAUCGUAGAUUAAAAGAUUCAUCGUGUAUCACAAAAGUCCUUUAAGUUGUUUUGUUUUCGCAUCUUGAUGUAAUACACUGUUUCACUUUCGCCUACAAAAGUUGAAAAAUAAAAAUAGUUUUCGAAUUUGUUAGCUUGAAUUAUCCGAGAAAAAUAUGUUCGGUUAACAAAGUAGUUUUGGAGGUCAUUGUCUGAGUUUUUGAAUAAAACACGUGACAACUAAUUAGCUGGCUAAUUAACAAUUUGUGUUGGUUUGGAGAAACACGUCGGCGCAUAAAAGAAUAAUGUGUGCAAGAUUUCUUCAUGAAGUUUACAGUGGAUAAACGCUUGGGUGACAAUUUUAAAGCAGUUCCGUGGAUACAAUAAAAUAAGAAGAGCAGUAAUGAAGAUCAAAAAGGGAAUACAAAGCUAUGUAAUAUCUGAAGUAACAUUAGAAAAAGAUGCCAAACCAGAAGAAGACUAUGUCAGCAAAACUAUCGGAAACUUUGGUUCAUACCAAGCAAUUGUGUGUCCUAUAGCAGGAAUAAGCAGACUCAUAGUAAUGUGGAAUGUUAUGUGUAUAGUAUUCUUAACACCGACAACUAACUUCACUUGUGUGAAGUUCAAAGAUAACCUAAUUAGAAAUGUCACCAACUCAACAUGCUAUGCCGACUGCAUAGAAUAUGCAUACCAUAGCUCGGUGCUUGAAGAAACAUUGAUUUCAUCGUUUGGUUUGAUAUGUGGUAAUGCGUGGCUUGCAAGUUUUACACAGACUAUUGCAAUGCUUGGAUUAGUCAUUGGAGUUUCGGCGUUUGGCUGGGUUUCUGACAGGUUCGGCCGCCGCAUCGCGUAUAUUCUGUCUGGCAUGACAACAGUCAUCUUCACUUUGGCUUCUUCUUUCGCGCCAAGUUACUGGGCGUUUACUGCCAUGCGUUUCUUCGCUGGCUUCGGAUCAGGCGGCGUCAUGACACUUAGCGUCGUGCUCAAUGUCGAAAUGGUCGGACCAAAAUACAGAGAAAUUUCUGGAGCUAUGUCCUUGCUUGCUGAUGGAGUUGCAGUCAUGUUAUUAGCAGCAAUAGGAGCUCCUAUAUCGUCGUGGAGAUCUAUGUUACUAAUAUUUGGAAUAGUCGGGGUUUUGAUACUGGUAAUGCUGAUGUUCUUACCAGAGACGCCUCGGUGGUUGAUUUCGCAAAGGAAGACUGAGGAAGCUGUUGCCCUGAUGACUAAAAUCGCUAAGUUCAAUGGACUUAAUACAUCUCACAUAAGAGAAACAGUUCAAGAAGCCGUUAAACAUCUUGAAAAUCAACAAAUGGCUGUGCAAAAGUAUACGUUCCUGGAUCUAUUCAGGAAUAUGAAACUAGCCAGGAUAACUGUGACCAGUGUCGCUAUGUGGAUAGCCGGUGGAAUAUGUUAUUUUGGUAUAAACCAAUAUUCAACGUUACUUGGACUGAAUAUAUUUGUUGUGGUGCCCAUGAUGGGCUUUUUUCAAAUUAUAGGCAACUUCCUUGCGCUACCAGCGAACAGAUACUUCAAGAGGAGGAUGUCUUUAUUCACCGCGUUCAUAACAGUCGGUAUUUUUAUGCUGAUCCUCAUCUUCGUGCCUUACGCCCACUGGGGCUGUGGAGUUCUCACUUGCAUCGGGCUCGUCUUCGCCAUUAUGAUCAUCUGCAUCGCCUACGUCCAUAGCAGCGAGGUCUACCCCACUCCCUUGAGGAACAUGGGGAUCGGUGUGUGCUGCGGAGGGGCAAAGGUUGGGGCAAUGAUUGCCCCGUUCAUCGCAAACGCACAUCCUCAUUGGAUAGCUGAAACUAUAUUGACUGUGAUACCCUUUGUUGGCGCACUCCUGAGCCUCUUGCUGCCAGAAACUAAGGGCAAAGAAAUUAAAGAUACUGUUGAUUAAAAAGUUUUGCUAAAUGAUUUGAAGACCCAAAAUUAAAGGAGACAUAUGACCAAAAGAGUAGGUACUUCAUUCACUCUUACAAACACGACUAGUUUUACUUUCUUUUCCUCAAUGAUUACAUUUUUUAUUCCAAAAAUUAUGUCAUCACUUUCCGUAUCAGCAGAUAAUCUAUCGUGCGUGACCUUAAUUAUCAUAAUAUCGAUGACAGGUUUAAGAUCCUCAUGCAUCAAGUCACAUGAUUGUCAGUCAGAUAGAGAUGGCCUUAUCAGUAUUGACGUAGAGCUGUCUCAACCAUCUUGAGUACAGUGAUAAGGAAAUUGGUGAAAGAAUGGAUGUACUCAAUGCAUUUUUGAUAAACGUCUGCAGAGAUUUUAACUUUUUUCUGGAGGAUUAUUUUCAAAACAAUUCUUUUGACAGAAAAGAUCUAAUAAAAUAAUUUAUUUAUGGGAAUUAUGUAAUAGUCCCUCUAUGUUCAUACAAACGUCGCAAACAAAUCAUAUGACUACUUAGGGUGGAUUCGACCAAACAAGAGUAAAUAUUAAUCUCAGAAUAAAUCGUCAGUUAAUCGACAUUUUGACAUUUCCCAUACUAAAACUGUCAAUGUGCCAGUUAUACCAGCCCCCCUAGACAAAACGCACUUUUUGAUCGAAUCGAAAAUCGAAUCCGUCAAAACUCCAUACAAAAAAGGGGCUUUUCGACCACUUUUCGACUGGUUUGCGAUUAUAAUUUGCACUUUGUCUAGACCCACUGGAGUUAUUCUCGGGUAAAUGUUUGGUCGAAUCGGGCCUUAAUCAGUCGUUUGGUCUAUAUUAUUUAAACCCUGUAUCCUUCAUUGUAGUCAUUUCUUUGAAGUUUUGAAACAAUUUGCUUAUAUUGUAACCGGCAAUGGAUCAUACUCGUAAGUGAAUUCACAGGAUGGACGACAAAUUGGAGCUGAUCGUCGGUGCGUUUGAUUCGCCCAGUUAUCGUUUCUUCCCGAUUGUCACGCGGCGGCUUUUGAAUUUGAGCCAUGUCUCACUGAGAUUUCUGAGUCACAAAAUAAGUAUGACACAAUCUACAGCCUUUACUAAAGAAUUAAAAAAUAAAUUCAACAACAACAACUGUUUAUUGGUCUAUCUAGAGGCGAGACUUUGGAAAAACUAUGAUGUAGAGCCAGACAUAUCAGACAAUUAAGUUAACAAAUAAAUAAGGUGUACACGACCAAGCUGAACCUAAAAAAUUCUACAACCUUUAGACCCUAAUUCAUAGUAAAUGUUACUUUGCAUGUAUUUGAUUUGCUUGUUUCUCUCACAUAUUAUGAUGCUGGCAUCAGUCAAAGAGAGCAAUCAAAAUCAAAUUUUUAAGUUCAAAGUCAAAGUCAAAGUAUUUAUUUGCAAAGAAUAGGUACAAUAGUUUAGGUGUUAAAUUUAGGUAAAGUGCUACUAUUCUGCUUAACAAUAUCAGCAUGCAAAUUUUGUGUCUAGGAAUUCCUUUACUUAUAUGUUUAUUUAUUUAGGUACAGCAACAGAAUACAAGUUAUUUUUUACAAAUAAUUUAGAUAACAAAAAGUAUGUGCACGACGGACGGCCCCGAAUAGAAACUUAUAGCUGUAAAUAAUUGUUUCGUUUUUGUUUCAUAGUUGUUUCAUAGUUAUUUCGUUUUAUAAAGUUUGUAUAGUUUAAAUAUCGAUAACUUCGUAAUACAGUCCACUUUCUCUUAGUUGGUUCUCAAUUAGUAAUGUGUCAAGUCCUUAAUUACUGAUUAAUAGGCGUAUGUGGGACGUUGGAGAUGUAUAAAUCAUAGUUUAUUUUAGAAAACCAUAGAAAUGUAUAAUUUGAUAGCCCUUUGUUUUAUGUAUAUCGAUUAAACCUAUAAUUUCGUCUAGUUAUGUAUGUCGAGUCAUAUUUAUAAUAUGUAAAUUAGACAGAUAAUUAUGUGUAGAUCUUUAUAGUUAUUUACUUUUAAUUGGUGAUAAUCUUAAUUAGCCAUAAAGGCAAUUAAUUUAAAAUAGUGUGGCCAAAUGAGCCCUAAUAUUUGUACAAAUGAUUUAUUUGUAAUUAACCCUGUACCUGUGUACCUUUAUUUACCUAUCGAAUAGUAAGAAGUAAUUUGUCUGAAAAUAAAUAACAUAGAUUCCAAAGAAUAGUGGAAGAGCUAAUUAGAAUCCGAUAAGAAUUAGGUCAAGGUCAUAGUUAAAAAAUAGGUCACCGAAUAGAUAAAAAACAGGCUCUCUAUACGGUAUUGCCGCCCAGGGGGGGUCUAAAUUAGAGAGAGAGGGCAAUAGAUUUGCUGUUUCAUUAGAGCGAGAGGCAGCUAGGUUUUCUCACUCUAAUGAAAGUAAAUAAAUAUCGGGGUGCCAUCCGGACCCAGUCAGUUCCGCGUUUUCUCCUCAACAAGCUACAACACCAAGCUCUCGCCACUGCUCCGAGGAACCGGUCACAGUCUCAACCACAA
Messenger RNA from Ostrinia nubilalis (European corn borer), 4501 nucleotides. RefSeq names its product solute carrier family 22 member 3-like. Gene Ontology annotation, biological process: transmembrane transport. The transcript is spliced from 5 exons. The coding region runs from base 572 to 2068 and encodes 498 amino acids. Lineage: Eukaryota; Metazoa; Arthropoda; Insecta; Lepidoptera; Crambidae. The record is from RefSeq and is a predicted model, not a curated record. Gene Ontology annotation, cellular component: membrane. Gene Ontology annotation, molecular function: transmembrane transporter activity.